UGAACCUGUAAUGACUGGUUUGUUAGCAUCCCUUUUGGAUCCACGUUUGAAAAUACUAUCUAGCUGGGAUGAAAAAACUCAGGAAGAAGCUAAGGCUGAAUUAACAUGUCAAUUUGAAUUAUUAAUUGCUACAAAUUUAGAACAAACAACAGCAUCAAUAUCCAAAACUUCAAAAAAUAGUGAUAUUCGUUGUGGUCGAUUACAUUCAUCAAUUUUUGGCACUUCUACAAACAAUCUUGACUCUA
Dentiscutata erythropus is the source of this 245-nucleotide messenger RNA. The record is from the annotation of a GenBank genome assembly. NCBI's taxonomy places the organism in Eukaryota, Fungi, Glomeromycota, Glomeromycetes, Diversisporales, Gigasporaceae.